CUCCUCCAUAAAUUGCCACCAAUUCUUCCACCCCCCCAAUGCUAACAAAAAAAUUCUUCGUUCCCAACCGUUUACAAAAAUCUUCCUUCUCAAAUCUUAAGCUUCUCAAUCCCCUUCUUCUUCCUCAAUUUGCUCUAAUUCCAAAGCCCAAAUCCAUAUCUUUUCUCACAAAACAGAACAAGAAAAGCUUUUCAGCCAUCAUGUCGAGCACCUCAACCAAUACCAUUUCCGAUCUCCAUGAAAACCCUCAGAUUCUGAAACCAAGAACUGUGAUUAAGAAGGUUUUAGCUCAGGAGCAGGCAGAGGGUGUGGGAGCUACAGUUCGAAGAAGUAUCGGAAGGCCGGAGCUUCGGAAUUUUGAUCCGUUUCUACUGCUGGAUUAUGCAACUUUUUCUCCUCCUGCUGGUUUCCCAGAUCACCCUCAUAGAGGAUUUGAGACUGUGACUUACGUCUUAGAGGGAAAUCUCGCCCACGAAGAUUUUGCCGGCCACAAGGGAACCAUCGGACCCGGAGAUCUCCAGUGGAUGACCGCCGGCAGAGGAAUCCUCCAUUCGGAAAUGCCGGUGGGCAAUAGCGUCAACAAGGGGCUCCAGCUCUGGAUCAAUCUCUCUUCCAAAGAUAAAAUGAUAGAACCAAACUAUCAGGAGCUCCAAAGCAAGGAUAUAAAUAGAGUCCAAAAGCAGGGUGUUGACGUUCGCAUCAUCGCAGGGGAAGCCUUCGGUGUGCGUUCUCCGAUCUACACCCGAACUCCGACCAUGUAUCUUGACUUCACCAUGAAUCCUGGAGCUCAGCUCCACCAACUUAUCCCUGAAGGCUGGAAUGCAUUCGUCUACAUUAUAGACGGCGAGGGGGUCUUCGGCAAUGAAGGCUCCUCCCCUGCUUGGAGCCACCAUACGUUGGUUUUGAGCAAUGGAGAUGGAGUGAGGGCGUGGAACAAGUCGGAGAAGCCAUUAAGGUUCUUGCUCAUUGCAGGGAAACCGAUAAAUGAGCCGGUGGUUCAGUAUGGACCGUUUGUGAUGAACACAAAUGAAGAGAUAGAGCAAGCUUUUGAGGAUUAUCAGUUCUGUAAGAAUGGGUUUGAAAAGGCUAGAUAUUGGAAGAGGAGGGCGUAGAGGUGCUUUUAAGUGAUGAAAUUUGGAAGGAAAUUGUGAGUUCAAGGGGAAGUGUGAUGAGAUGUGUUAUUAGGUCAUUAUCAUAUGUGUGAGAUCUAAUUUCAAGUUUUUUUU
Dendrobium catenatum is the source of this 1226-nucleotide messenger RNA. RefSeq names its product pirin-like protein. The transcript is spliced from 7 exons. Bases 39 to 1112 code for a protein of 357 amino acids. NCBI's taxonomy places the organism in Eukaryota, Viridiplantae, Streptophyta, Magnoliopsida, Asparagales, Orchidaceae. The record is from RefSeq and is a predicted model, not a curated record.